Molecule: messenger RNA, 1924 nt
Organism: Sphaeroforma arctica JP610
Lineage: Eukaryota; Ichthyosporea; Ichthyophonida
Product: hypoxanthine-guanine phosphoribosyltransferase
Exons: 3
Coding region: 64-735 (223 amino acids)
Biological process (GO): purine ribonucleoside salvage; guanine salvage; GMP salvage
Molecular function (GO): magnesium ion binding; hypoxanthine phosphoribosyltransferase activity
Source: RefSeq, a predicted model, not a curated record
CCAACCUCGAUUCUUAUAAUAGAUUCACACAUCUACAAGUACAGCACAUUCUCACAUACGAAGAUGACGGAAAGCAGCAACAAGGCACAUGCAUCAUGCAUAGUGAUCCCUGAUGCAGAGAACACAUAUCCUUUGGAUCAGUUCGCUGUACCCCAGCACUACAAGGAUGAUCUCAACAGUGUGAUGAUUCCCAACGGGUUGAUUCUGAACCGAUUAGAAAAGCUUGCACAGGACAUAGUUGAGGACAUACACGCACCUUUGGUGGUGUUAUGUGUGCUUAAAGGAGGCCAUCAGGUGUUCUCUGACCUGGUGAACUUUAUCAAGCAAUUGAACACGCGUGCCGGACGAUCUCUGCCACUGUCACUGGAGUUCAUUCGCAUGAAGAGUUAUCACAACGAUCAAUCGUCUGGAAAGGUCGAGAUUAUCGGGAUGAACAUGUCUAAUCUCAAAGGAAAGCACGUACUCGUCGUAGAAGACAUUGUCGAUACCGGUCGCUCAUUGGUCAAACUGUGCAACACAUUGAACGAACAAGGGCCAGAGACUCUACGCACCUUCAGUCUGCUCCUAAAGCGCACACCGCACAGCAACGGCUUCCAGCCCGAUUAUGUUGGGUUCGAGAUUCCCGACGAGUUUGUGGUCGGAUACUGUCUUGAUUAUAACGAGUACUUCCGCGAUUUGGAUCACAUCUGUAUCAUCUCGCCGGUCGGAAGAGAAAAGUACAAAGAGGCGGCUUGAACAAGUGUUGAGUCAAUGAAGGCGUAUGCGGGCAAUGUGUGCGUUCCGUACCGUAAACCAAUGUGGUGUUCGCCCGCGUGAGGAGAUGUCUCAAUACGAACAAUGUGGUUAUAUGGACAACGAUAGCAUAAAUUGUGAGCGCAACAAGCACUCAUCCGCUGCAGUACGGUCCAUUCAUGUCUGGGAUCAGGAAGGGCUUCGCAUCUGCUGAACUCGUUGCCAGGUUUAAGCGGGCGGUUUGCAUAUUCCGCAACGAUGCCACCAAAAAUUGACACCCACUAACAUCCAUUUGUAGCGUUAAUGAUAAGUGUAAAUAUAAAAAGGUAGAGAAUAUGACCACUGUAGAUUUUAUUUACGAAUACUAUACUAAUAAUUGGACACCGCAUUUAACUUUUCCAUACUGUGUCACCAUGUAGUGGUGCAUUGGAUAUCUUUCCAGAUUCACAUGCUUGCUUGUGAUGGUGUAUUGAGACAGGCUCGAUACUCUGGCACAGCCAUCCUUGUGAAAUGUGCGCAGGAAUGCUUUCACGGAACAGUUGUGGCGUUGAUGACUAAUUUUACUUUGAUCGCUUCCUGCAUUUGUUCUCAUACCAUCACCCACUGGGUAAGGCCGACAUUCUAAGUUCGUACCAAUUGGAAACGCUGAACGCUGGUAUAUAUAUACAACUACUAGGGUUUAGUAGAUGUGGCCGGGAAGAAAUUCAAUACGGUGCUAAUGCUCGAUCAAACUCCUAAAUUUAAGUCUAUGGACAACGUAUAUUAUAUAUAUAUAUAGUAUGGCGCUUAUAUAAAGUACAGAUAAGUCCUACCUAGUUGUGACUAUGGCUCGACUCGUCACUGACUGCGAGAGUUUGAAUGAGGUCACAAAGCCCACUAUGCACAGCACCCCACACAUCAGGAACAUGAAAUGGUAGUCAAACGGAAAUGCAAACCCUCCCGAGGACAUGUAGGCGAAUACACUACCUCCGAGUAUCGGUGCCAAUGACUGAGACAGGGCGAUCACUGAACUAAACACCCCACUCAGGGCACCCACGUGUUGUGUGGUGGAGUUCUGCAACAUGAUAGUGAGCGAGGCAAAGCACGAAGGCAUGGCCACGGCGCGACCCACAAACACACUCAGCAAGAGCGUCCAGAACCACGCGUCACUAACCACGUGCGUGCGUAUGCCAUGGAAGAACGGGACGACGGC